AACGAAUGUAUGGUAAUGUAAACACACAGAUGACAGUGAAUGGAGGAGAGGGACAGACAGACUGKGUCAUAAGGACUUCACAUGGCAGAGAGACAUGAAUUUCCUUGCCACCACGGACCUGUCCAUUGGGGACCUACGUAUGCCCUUCACUGAAGAGGUCAAGUACUGUAUCCUGGGAAUCUCUGCAACCCUCUUCCUGAUUGCUCUGAGCAUUCUGGUGUGGCAAUUAUACCGAUACCGCUCAUAUGCUCCAAGGAAACCUCUUGAUGAGUUACUUUCAUCUGAUGGCAAGCCAGCAAAGUCUGGGGUCUUCGACACAGAAMCCCAGAGGCCUAAUUUCAAGGUGGAGAAGCUCCAUGAAGAGGYGCGGAGGUUGAGCAAUUGCCUGUCCAUGGGCAGCCAUGUGGAGUUGCUCAGCCUGGAGGACCAGCAGGAAGAGGUGGUGGUGCAGGGCUCCCUGCACUUUUCCCUCUACUAUGACCAGCUGCAGUCCAGACUGGUGGUCACCCUUCUGGAAGCCUGGGGUCUGCCGGUGAGGGACUUCAGCCGCAGUGUGGACCCCUUUGUGAGGGUCCGGCUGCUAUGGGCCGGGCAGGAGAAGGAGAAGGAGGAGCAGUCCUCUCCUUCACUGCAGUGUGUGCUCCAUGAGUGGCAGUCCCGUAUGGUGAAGGACAGCAGCAGCCCAACGUUUGGGGACCAGUUCUUCUGCUCUCUGGAGGAGGAGGAUGUCCCUCACAUCACCAUCAGGUUUGAGGUUAAAGACUUUGAUAAAUUCUCCAGGCAUAGGAUCCUGGGAGAGGUCAGAGUUCAUCUGUGCGAUAUGGAAAUCUCAUACCCUCUUGAAGUCCUCAAGGACCUACAGGCACCACAGAAGGACCUGGUUGGARAGGUGCUUCUCUUUAUGAAGUAUCUCCCCACCCUCCAGAGGCUAGAGGUUGGUCUGCUGAAAAUCAGGGCACCACCUCAGCCAAGUAAAAAAAAUCAAGCACUGUAUGGCAAGAUCAGUGUCCUCUGCAACCAGUUCAAGCUGCGGCACCAGAAGUCCACUGUUAAGACCUGGAGGGAAGUGACCGUCUUCAACGAAGUCAUGAUGUUCACACUGCCAGACCCACAGAUCAAGGAGUGCUGCAUUGUGGUCUCUGUGUACGAGAUCCCUGCAGCCAAGAAGUCAUCCAAACGCMUGGUUGGCCAGGUCACCUUUGGAAAGGGAAAGAGCUCAGAGGAUGAACACUGGAGUUUGAUGAUGCGAUCAAUUCGUCAGCCAAUAGCAAAGUGGCAUCAGCUCUUAAUCURAGGCUAGCCAGGCCAGUCCACCUACUUUGACUAUGUUCUUGUGAUGCACAGCAUAUUGGAAAUGUGUGAAGGACCAGCAUUACAAGGGAUUUACACUGACAAUUCGUUUUUCAAGCUAUUUCUCACAACUGAUAUCACCUAUCUAUGAAAUAUAGACUACUAUAUUGAAAUUGUGUGGAGAAAUAAUACAUUCCAGCUGCUCACCUGAUAUGAGCAGUGCCUGAUCACCUGUGAAUAAUAGAAGUAUUACCAGUAGGCUAAGUAUUUAACGUUGCGCUGCACCCCCCCUUUUAGGAACACUAGAGGGCACUUAUACUCAGUAGUUCAUUUCUUGAGGAAAUCUAUGGGCAAAAAGGUUGAGUAAAAACAUUCACAUAUUUAUACAAUCUCAGGUCUGAAGUCGGACUCCCACGAGCAGUUUAGGCACUUGCAAGGUACUUCAAUUUCUUCUGGAAAAUUGGUGCAGACAGUGUCUACAUUGCCCCCAUAGGGGGCAUCUUGUUUUUUUAAGAUGUUAAAUGAAUUUCUAAACUAAAUUUCAAGCCCACAUUCUAUCAUAAUUAUUUAUAAAAAGAUCUGUCAGCUSUAUUUUGUGGAGGGRACACACUGACUGGACCAGGCAAAGAAUAACCCCCACCCCCCAUUCUCCCUGGUAAGUGGUUCCUUCCAAGGUGCACRGAGCAAAAKAUGCCUAGGCAGGAUGCUAGAUAGUGCGUGCAGUAUCGUCAGUGGAGGGGAGACUUACUGGKCAUAGACGUCAAUUCAACAUCUAUUCCACGUUGAUUCAAUGUUAUUUCAUUGAAAUGACKUUGAAACAAAGUUGAUUCACCCAGUGUGUGCCCAGUGGAGAGAGAGUAGAGUGACACACACAGCGUUUGAUUUGAUUYUAGCUGCCGGUGAUGGGCAGGAAGUAUGUUUUUUAAUUAAUUUGAUCAAGCUAUGUAACCUAUUGAUGCCUUCUUGAUGAAUAAAUAAAACAAAACUG
Messenger RNA from Salvelinus sp. IW2-2015, 2278 nucleotides. RefSeq names its product synaptotagmin XIX (gene syt19). The transcript is spliced from 7 exons. The coding region runs from base 95 to 1300 and encodes 401 amino acids. Gene Ontology annotation, biological process: regulation of calcium ion-dependent exocytosis; cellular response to calcium ion; calcium-ion regulated exocytosis. Gene Ontology annotation, cellular component: plasma membrane; exocytic vesicle. Gene Ontology annotation, molecular function: phosphatidylserine binding; clathrin binding; calcium-dependent phospholipid binding. NCBI's taxonomy places the organism in Eukaryota, Metazoa, Chordata, Actinopteri, Salmoniformes, Salmonidae. The record is from RefSeq and is a predicted model, not a curated record.